UCGGGCCAGUUCUCGAAGCAAUUACUAUCUUAUCGAGGGCGCUGUCGCGGGUGGCCUAUAAAAGUAGAGGAAUUGCCGGCAAUCGGGCAAAGAGCUAAGUGCCAGCAACAUGUCCGGAAUCCCACCAGCCACCUUCACGGUAAUCGCAGGUAGUGCAGCCCACAAUCAGCGACGCAAGAAUCAGAAUCACCAGAAGAGUCAGCAGAAGAAUUCGACUGAGGCCCAGACACAGACACAGGCCGGGUCGAAGGCAAAUAGUUGCCACAUUGCUUAGAUAUAGUAACUAUCUUAUCUGUACAAGGAUUUAACGCAUGAAAAUACAUUUCCCAUGACAUAAACACCGAGUAUAAAUGGGGCCGAACAAAGAAAUUGGGGUUUCAGUUAAUGGGCAAAACGAAAACGAGACGGAAUACUUAAUCGGCGACAAAAUGAAAACGACAAUUGUGGAGGAGCGGAGUGUUAACGAAACGAUAGAAACGAUAGCCACCAGUAGUGGCACGGUCCAGGAGGAGAUCAUCGAGAUAGUGAACGUAGAUGGAUCUCCAGCCCCUAAGAACCGACAUCAUCAUCACCAUCACAGGCAUCAUCAUCACCACGAACGGCAGGAGAAUGUUGAGGUUGUGGAGACAGAGGAAGUGAUUCUUGUGGAGAGUGGACCAAAACCCCGAAAGCACCAUCACCACAAGCAGAGGACCUCACCACCACCACCCUUGCCGCAAACAUCACCACCAUUCCUCACACCCACCGAAGAGGUGGGUUUCAAUGUGGUCUGGGAACCCCAAGCCUACUGGAACCAGGCCUCGCCCAAUCCCUCCACGGAUCUGGAUCUCUCGCCGGAGAAGGAUGUUGUGGAUACAGAGGAGAUUCUGGACACAACUUCGGCUUCAGAUGAGUUCACAACUGUUGUCUGGCAAUCGGAGACGAAGGAAUCAUAUAGGGAAACCCAAAAACACACCCGGGUAGUGGAGGAAGAAAUCAUAAUUGACCAGCAGGAUCCUCCACCGUAUGCACCUCCCCAACUCCAAGUGCAGACGGGAUUCUUCCCAGUGGCUCAGCAGCCUCCCCUUUCUCCCAUUGCAGAGGUGGUACAAGCCGAUGUUUUUGUUGAGUCAGUGAAGUCUUCUCGGCCGCCAACAGGUUAUAUUCCGAGAGUGAGUCUCAACCCAACGGAAACUGUGGUUGAGAAUGUCCAGGUCGUAGUUUCCGCACAGGUUCAACAGGAACCGGAAUUCAUUCCACAACCCGGAUUUGUGGCUAGAAUUGUGGAGAACAUAGAAGUUGCUGCGGCAUCCGUUUCCUCGCAGGCUCCAGCUCCAAAAAGUUACUAUCCUCGGCUGGGUUUGGUGGAAGAUAUUGAAGUUACAAGUGAAGCCUCCCCCGUGCUGAAUGUAAAUCAGAGUGGUUAUACUCCUGGAAAUGUGGUUGUGGAAUCAAUUGUGGGAAAUAUUGAAGCAGAUUCUCCAUUUCUUCUUCCACCAAAUGGAUUUGAUACUGAUGAAACUAUUGUGGAGAACAUUGAAGUAUCUGCAGAAGUUGAUGAUUCUCCAUUUCUCUUGCCAGCUGAUGGCUUUGACUCUACGCCAGUCUCUGUAGAAUCGAUUGUUGAGAAUAUAGAAGUCAUACCAUCCCAAACUGUUUUACAAGUACCAGUACAAAGUAAUGUUACUGGAGGUUUUGUGGAAUCUGUGGUAGAAAACAUAGAAGUCGUAAAAGAAGAUCCCCCGAUCCUACUUCCAGUACAAAAUGUUUAUACUCCCCAGGCUGGAAAAGUGGAAUCAAUUAUCGAAAAUAUUGAAGUAACAACAGAAGUGCAACCUCUUUAUAGACCACAAGUACAAAGUGCAUAUCCACCUCGAUCUGGAUUCGUGGAGUCAGUUGUGGAACCCGCAGUUUUCAGUGGCUUAGCCAAUCAAACAGGCUUAGUAGAAUCGAUUGUGGAAAACAUAGAAGUGACAGAAGAAGUGGAUUCCCCUGUCCAAACUCCGGUUCAAUUGCGAUUUCCACCACGAUCAGAUUUUGUGGAAUCGAUUGUGGAAAACAUUGAAGUCACGGAAGAAGUGGAUCCUCCCCUACGACCACCACUUCCACUUAGUUUUCCUCCUCGUACAGGCUUCGUAGAAUCGAUUGUAGAGAACAUAGAAGUCACCGAAGUUAAUCCUCCCUAUCAACCCCCGCAGCAGAUCGACCUUAUUCCUGAAACUGGCUAUGUUGAAAGUAUUGUGGAGGAUAUUGAAAAAACACAGCCCCAACCGCCUGUAAUUCAGGAAACCAUUGUGGAAGAGAUAGAAGUAAUACCCAAUCCCCCACGGCAAUCUAUAGUGACCACCAAUUAUAUACCCCGCGCAAGUUUGGUCCAAGAAUUGGUUGUGGAGUCACUGGAAGUAACGCCGACAUCAUCACCUCCACCAGAGCAGUUUCCCUUUAUUUCCCGGGAAAGCCUAAUCGAAGUUGAUGACUAUGUGGAGGUUGAGGAGGUCACCCCCUAUAAUACGGCACCACAUAGUCCGACGGUUGAGGUGGAAAGAUUGAGCGAAUCCGAGGCUUAUGUGGAGAUUAUGGAAGUCACACCAGUUAAUUCCCCACCAAGUAGUCCACCAUUGCAGAGGCCCAUACAAGGGGGAUUCCUUCCCAGGCCAAGCCUGGCAGAAACUGCUGUGAUUGUGGCAUCACUGGAGGUUACCCCAACUCCCACACCUCCACCCAGUCCACCACUGAAACUCAGAAUACCACCAUCGAAUGUGAGACAGUCGGAGGUGAUUGUAGAGUCCAUGGAAAUUACGCCACUUCAAGCACCACAACCUUUUAUGCCACCAGUAAAACCUCUAAAUGGUUUUAUCCUAACUGAUCUGGUAAUAGAUGAUCCUCCCUUCGUGGAGGUGGUGGAAAGGGAAGUAGUUGUAGAGUCUGCCAACAAUGGGCAAGUAACUGAGGUCAUAGAAGUCACCGAAGAUAUCAUACAACCUGCCACACCCAUGGAAAUUGUUUUAGUGGGUGAAGUUUCCGAGCAAAGUAACGACAAAUUUGGCAAGCGAUACUCCCUGAGUGCAGCCCUGGCCGAGGGACCGCAGCAGGAGCAGGGAAUCCAGGAAACCAAUCAACCUGCUCCAAUCCAAAAACGAGAUUCACCCAACGAACCACCGAAGCGAAAAUGCUGCCACUGCAAAUGCAUCAUUUCCUAAAUCAAAAGAUCAGGGGCUUUCCCCAAGCCUGGGAAUGUAAGCUCCGCCUAUCGCAUAUCUAAUCAGCGGAAACAGAAGCCCCCCCAAAAAAAUCACAGUAAUUGAUAGUUAAUUACCAGCGGACACUCGAGGCAAGGCGGAGAUAAGAGCCCAAUUCAAG
This is a messenger RNA of Drosophila subpulchrella, 3339 nucleotides long. RefSeq names its product titin. The record is from RefSeq and is a predicted model, not a curated record. The coding region runs from base 351 to 3179 and encodes 942 amino acids. NCBI's taxonomy places the organism in Eukaryota, Metazoa, Arthropoda, Insecta, Diptera, Drosophilidae. The transcript is spliced from 3 exons.